AGCGACAUGACGUCAUAAACGUGCGACGCACGUGUGAGCUUGGUGAGAGAAGAGCGAUGGCUCAUGAGAGGCUACAAUUCCAUGAAAUGGGCUUAGACGACCGCCUGCUAAAGGCGGUCGCAGAUCUGGGAUGGUCAAAGCCUACUCUGAUCCAAGAGAAGGUAAUCCCUUUGGCUUUAGAUGGAAAAGACCUUCUGGCUCGAGCCCGGACUGGGUCUGGGAAGACUGCGUCAUAUGGUAUACCUGUCAUACAGCGCAUCCUGGCUUCCAAACAGAAUGUGCGUGAGCAAGAUGUCAGGGCUCUGAUUGUGGUGCCAACCAAAGAACUGGGUCACCAAGUUCAGAUUAUGAUGAGACAGUUAACGGCGUACUGCUCCAGGGACAUCCGAGUGGCCGACAUCUCUAGCAAGGUUGAUCUGUCAACACAGAGGCCCAUUUUAAUGGAGAAGCCAGAUGUGGUUGUGGGGACGCCAUCCCGUGUGCUUGCCCAUCUCAAUGCACAGAACCUGGUCCUGCGUUCUUCUCUUGAGAUGCUGGUGGUAGACGAAGCCGACCUAAUCUUCUCUUUUGGCUUUGAGUCUGACCUGAAGAACUUGUUGUGCCAUUUACCAAAUAUCUACCAGUCUUUCCUGAUGUCUGCUACAUUUAAUGAGGAUGUCCAGACCCUAAAGGAGCUGUUGCUCCACAACCCGGUGAUACUGAAGCUUCAAGGAUCCCAGCUCCCAGACAGCAGCCAGCUGCAGCAGUACAGCAUCAAAUGUGAGGAGGAGGACAAGUUUCUACUUGUGUACACACUGCUCAAGCUGUGCCUGGUUAAGGGGAAGACCCUAUUGUUUGUGGGAACUGUGGACAGAUGCUAUAGACUCAAACUGUUUCUCGAACAGUUUGGCAUUCCUGCCUGCGUCCUCAAUUCUGAGCUGCCGGUCCAGUCCAGGUGUCACAUCAUUGCCCAGUUUAAUCAGGGGUUUUAUGACUACAUCAUCGCCACAGAUGAACAGAGUCUGACUGAAACAGCCGCUGAACCACAGACAACUGCAGGGAAAGAGAAGAAAAAGACCCAAAAGAAGGGAGGAAAAGCUAAAGAUAAAGAGUAUGGAGUGUCAAGAGGCGUGGAUUUCCAAAAUGUUGCCAAUGUAAUCAACUUUGAUUUCCCAAAAACUGUGGAAUCGUAUAUUCAUCGAGUUGGAAGAACGGCAAGAGCAGACAACCCGGGCACCGCUCUGUCAUUCGUAUCUCACACCGAGCUCGGUUUGCUGUCAGAGGUGGAGGAAGCUCUCACUGGGGAUGAGACCAAUUCUCCCCUCAAACCUUAUGAAUUUAAAAUGGAGCAGAUUGAAGGCUUCAGGUACAGAUGCCGGGACGCAAUGCGCUCAGUGACAAAGCAGGCAGUGAAGGAGGCCAGACUAAAAGAGAUCAAACAGGAGCUGCUCAAUUCAGAAAAACUUAAGACAUACUUUGAGGACAACCCCAGAGAUCUGCAGCUACUCCGGCAUGACAAAGACCUCCAUCCUGCUGUUGUCAAACCUCACCUUAAGAAUGUACCUGAGUAUCUCAUUCCUGAGGCACUGAAGGGUGUGGUACAUCCACUGACAAGCAGAAGAAGGCGGAGAAAAGAGAUACAGAGACCAGGAGGAGUCAUCAAGAGCAGUUUUAAGAAGAACAUCCAGGGGAAGAACCCACUGAAGAGUUUCCAGUACACUGGAGGCAAAAACAGAAAAGGCAAAGCGAGCCAGUCAUAGCCGUUGGAACACACCUGAAUGCGUUUGAGUUGGAAAUGUUAUUACACCAUACACCAGUCUAUUAUAUAUCACUAGCAAUAUCUGUUUUAUUUGAUUCAUUGAAUAAUUAACUGUAUACACAGUGCAUUUGUUCUGUAUAAUUACAAAUGUUGGAAUAAAUUUUCUGUCAAACAGUG
Molecule: messenger RNA, 1915 nt
Organism: Oreochromis aureus
Lineage: Eukaryota; Metazoa; Chordata; Actinopteri; Cichliformes; Cichlidae
Gene: ddx56
Product: DEAD (Asp-Glu-Ala-Asp) box helicase 56
Exons: 14
Coding region: 57-1739 (560 amino acids)
Cellular component (GO): nucleolus
Molecular function (GO): nucleic acid binding; ATP binding; RNA helicase activity
Source: RefSeq, a predicted model, not a curated record